AUGUCACUCCCGCAAAGACCAAACAACGCUCCAUCUUCGCGUCGCGAAGAUAGUCAGCCCGGGUUCAGAGAAUCAUCCCGACGCCGCCGUCGUGAUAUCGAAUCUGGUACUUUCACUGAGGUGCCGCAAUCGCCGUACACACCUACAUCACCCCGACGCUCUCAUGGACAUGGAAGGCACGUUUCUCAUUCAUCCUCCCGCGGAGGAGGAGCAUCCGCGCAACAAGGAUCUGUCGAUCUGGGAAGAAAGAAGUCGCUUGUUCGCCCCGAAAGAAAUCAAAUUGGCCCCGAACAUCCCAACUAUCAUUACCAGCAAUACGCACAGAACCCUAACAUAGCCACAUACCCAUCUGCUACCGGCCAUGAGCCCGUUUUGGAUGGCUCUGGCGACGCCGAAACUACAGGAAGCACAGAAAGUUCUCUGAAGACAGGCACCAAGGCCCAAGCAUAUGCCCUGGAAGGAAAUCUCAACAAACCUAUGGAACGAAUUGAGCGUGCCCCCAGCUCGCGUCACAAGAAAAAGAAGCUCUAUCGAAAAGGCUCUAAAAAACACAUCGAGUCAGAGGAGAAACGCCAACAAAAGGCCCGCGAACAUGUCCCCGCUCCUAGUCCGUGGUACGCAUACUGUGUUUUGGUCACUUUCUGGGCUCCAGACGUUGUCAUGGCCUGCCUAGGUAUGAAAACACCGGAUCAACGUCGGGCAUGGCGUGAGAAGAUGGGUUUGAUUAGUCUGAUUUUGUUGGUCUGUGCCUUUGUCGGUUUCUUGACUUUUGGAUUCACAGCAGUCGUCUGCGGUACAACCACUGUCCGUAUAGCUGCUGGUCACGUUGAUUCUGGCUAUAUGAUCUUCCAUGGUCAGGCAUUUGACCUUUCCGAAUCCCACCACCCGGCUGCAUACGGAAUUCCCGUAGGCUCCAAUGUCUUAUAUGACCUGCCAGUAAAAUACCAUGGCCAGGAUGGCAGUUUUCUGUUCCAGAAAGUCAACGGUGCGUGCAAGGAUAUUAUUACGCUCGCUGAAGGCUCCGACAUCCCUACCAACAGCAAAGGCGAGCUCGCCUGGUAUUUCCCUUGUCAGACCUUCAAUCAGGACGGCUCAGAUUACAAGACUAACAAAACUGCUGAUCCUUACCUGGGUUAUAUGUGCCAUCUUUCCGCCGAUGCGCGUGAUAAGUUCUACAGUCUGCGCAGCUCCGGUGACGUUUACUUUACAUGGGACGACUUGAAGAACAAGUCUCGCAAUCUCAUUGUGUAUUCGGGCGACGUUCUUGAUCUUAACUUGCUCACCUAUCUGAACUCUAGCCAAGUGUCUUACCCAUCUUUGUUCACGGAGAUGCAAAGCAACCCCGAUAUACGAGGAACCGAUGUCACGUAUGCGUUUCAAACAUCAGAGGACAGGCAAAUCGCAAAAUGCCUGUCUCAGAUUAUUAGAGUUGGGUCGAUUGAUACCAAAACGAUCGGUUGCAUUGCUUCUCAGGUCGUUCUUUAUGUCUCGUUGGUGUUUAUUCUUUCCAUUGUCGCUGCGAGAUUCUUCAUGGCUCUGUUCUUCCAUUGGUUCUUGUCAAAGAAGUAUGCUGCCAAUCGUUCAACAAUGACACUGGAUCGUCGAGCUCGUGCCCAACAGAUUGAGGACUGGUCUGAAGAUAUCUAUCGCCCUGCUCCGCGUCUUGCUGACCCCCCUGUUCCUGAGAAGAUGGCUAGGAAGCGAGCAAGCUUUCUUCCCACAACUUCACGUUUCUCUAGUCCAUAUGCUGUGGGUGGUGGUAGAACCAAAGCACAGCCUACGACUAUGGCAAGUCAGAACUCUUCGUCUCGUCUUGUGCCGACGACCAACGCUUCGACUUCUAUGUACAAACUGAGUGGAAACAGUAGCAAUGGAUCGUUGAGCGUGGAUGCAAUUUCCCGUCACAAUGCUGCUGCCGCUGAUAGCCGAACAAGCUUGAUGAUUUCGCAAUACGACCAGAGGCAUUCUACUGUUAUGGGCUCUACCGAAGGCCCCGCUGGGUUCAUUCAUGAGAACGUUGUUCCACAGCCACCACCGGAAUGGCAGCCGUUUGGAUUCCCUCUGGCGCAUACUCUAUGCUUGGUUACUUGUUACUCUGAAGGUGAAGAAGGUAUUCGUUCUACCCUGGACUCGAUUGCAUUGACGGAUUACCCCAACAGUCACAAAACUAUCUUGGUUAUUUGUGACGGUAUUAUCAAGGGUAAGGGUGAGGAGCAGUCCACCCCCGAUUACGUACUAGGUAUGAUGCGCGACUUUGUUAUUCCACCCGAUGAGGUUCAACCGUAUUCCUAUGUUGCAGUUGCUUCCGGCUCCAAGAGACACAACAUGGCCAAGAUUUACGCUGGUUUCUACGAUUACGGUCAGACGUCCAUUAUUCCACCUGAGAAACAGCAACGUGUUCCAAUGCUUGUCGUGGUCAAAUGCGGCACACCGGCUGAGGCAAAGGUAUCCAAACCCGGAAACCGUGGUAAGCGUGAUAGUCAGAUUAUUCUCAUGUCCUUUUUGCAAAAGGUUAUGUUUGACGAGCGCAUGACGGAACUCGAAUUCGAAAUGUUCAACGGAUUUUGGAAUAUCACCGGCAUAUCGCCUGAUUACUACGAAAUCAUCCUCAUGGUUGACGCCGAUACGAAAGUGUUCCCGGACAGUCUUACGCACAUGGUGUCUGCGAUGGUGAAAGAUCCAGAGAUUAUGGGCCUAUGUGGUGAGACCAAGAUUGCCAACAAGACCCAGAGCUGGGUAACCAUGAUCCAAGUGUUUGAAUAUUACAUUUCCCACCACCAAGCCAAGGCCUUUGAGUCUGUCUUUGGUGGUGUCACUUGUCUCCCUGGUUGUUUCUCCAUGUACCGUAUCAAAUCGCCCAAGGGUGGCCAGAACUAUUGGGUUCCUAUUUUGGCUAACCCGGAUAUCGUGGAGCAUUAUUCGGAGAAUGUGGUCGACACCCUUCACAAGAAGAACUUGCUCCUGCUUGGUGAAGAUCGUUACUUGACAACACUGAUGCUGAAGACAUUCCCCAAACGAAAGCAAAUCUUUGUGCCUCAGGCAGUAUGCAAGACGACAGUACCGGACAGUUUCAUGGUUCUUUUAUCUCAACGUCGUCGCUGGAUCAACAGUACCGUCCACAACCUCUUCGAACUCUGCUUCGUGCGCGAUCUCUGCGGCACAUUCUGUUUCAGCAUGCAAUUCGUCGUCUUCAUCGACAUGAUCGGUUCCCUCGUCCUCCCCGCCGCCAUCUCAUUCACAUUCUACGUCGUCAUCAAAUCCAUCGUUUCCAAACCCGUGCAAGUCAUCCCCUUGGUUCUUCUGGCGUUGAUCCUGGGUCUACCCGGUGUUUUGAUCAUUGUCACUGCAAACAGAUGGGUAUAUGUCCUCUGGAUGCUGAUUUAUUUGGUCUCCCUCCCCAUAUGGAACUUUGUCUUGCCGGCAUACGCAUUCUGGAAAUUCGAUGACUUUAGUUGGGGAGAUACACGAAAGACGGCUGGAGAUACGGGUAAGGGCGGUCAUGGAGAUGCAGAAGGUGAAUUUGAUAGCAGUAAGAUUACGAUGAAGCGCUGGCGGGAUUUUGAAAAAGAACGGCGCCUCAACAUGAGUGCCGCGCAAAACCUGCCGCCACCAAACUCCAUGCCAAAUGCGGCAUAUACAUAUCCCGGUGGUUAUGAUACCUAUUCCGACUAUUGAGUCGGAAGGAUCUAUAUUGUACCUUUGCGCUUUCAUUUUCCUCUUUUUUUCCGAUUGUUAUUUGUUGAAAAACGAUUUAUAUAUAUAGUCUAUUUCAAUAUCUUUGUUGAAUAUGUUGAGUAUUUAAAAUAAGUGUGUACCAUGGGAUUGGCGUUGGUUUGAUGACUUGAUGGAUGGUACCUAGUUUAUAUUUAAUUUCUGUUUGUUUUUUGUGUCCACGUGUAAUUAUGUGUCUACCUUGAUUGUUAACUCUGGUCGAGGAACUCUGUGCUCUUUCCUGUAUAGUUUCAUCCAUGAUAGGUUUUUUGUAUCUGCUGCUGUAUAUUUGUUGAUUCGUUAAAUGGAUAAGAUCUUGGAAGAGAUACCAAUCCAUGUUUCCUGAGUCUACCUAGGUAGUAAUUGUGUUCACCUAGUUA
This is a messenger RNA of Talaromyces stipitatus ATCC 10500, 4091 nucleotides long. RefSeq names its product chitin synthase F. Gene Ontology annotation, molecular function: chitin synthase activity. Bases 1 to 3675 code for a protein of 1224 amino acids. The transcript has 2 exons. The record is from RefSeq and is a predicted model, not a curated record. NCBI's taxonomy places the organism in Eukaryota, Fungi, Ascomycota, Eurotiomycetes, Eurotiales, Trichocomaceae. Gene Ontology annotation, cellular component: cell septum; cell periphery.